AUGGAAUUUUGCGAGAGAUUGUACAAUUCUACAAACGCCACCACGAGGGAGCAACACUCUGGGGUGGCAAACAUCACCCGGCAUCAAUACUUACAAAUGUGCAUCCGGUCUAGGAAAGGAAUCCCCAGUGACGUCAACACAUAUAUUAUUAUCCCGUAUGCUGUCAUAUUUCUUCUAUCCAUGGCGGGAAACACCCUGGUGAUCUUGACCCUGGUGAGGCACAAGAAAAUGAGGACAGUGACGAAUAUGUUUCUGUUGAACCUGGCGGUCAGUGACCUGUUGCUGGCCUUGUUCUGUAUGCCGUUCACGCUGGUUCCUCUGCUGAUGCAGGAGUUUAUAUUUGGGCCUAUUGUCUGUGUGCUGGUGAGGUACGCGCAAG
Candidula unifasciata is the source of this 379-nucleotide messenger RNA. NCBI's taxonomy places the organism in Eukaryota, Metazoa, Mollusca, Gastropoda, Stylommatophora, Geomitridae. The record is from the annotation of a GenBank genome assembly.